GAACGUCGCAGCAUAUCGCUGCCACGUCAUCCACCGCCUCGUCACUGCAUAAACAGUAAAGAUGGCUGCCUCCGUACGGGAGAAACAGACAGUUGCCCUGAAGCGUAUGUUAAAUCUCAAUGCUCCUAUUCUGAAGAACACCACAGCCGAACCAGUAUGGAAGGUUUUAAUCUACGACCGCUUUGGGCAAGACAUCAUCUCUCCACUGUUGUCUGUGAAAGAACUGCGAGACAUGGGAAUCACUUUACAUCUGCUGCUACAUAAAGAUCGUGACCCAAUCCCAGAUGUGCCUGCCAUCUACUUUGUCAUGCCCACAGAAGAGAAUAUUGACAGGAUAUGCCAGGACUUGCGGAAUCAGCUGUACGAGUCGUACUACAUGAACUUCAUCUCGGCCAUCUCUAGGAGUAAGCUGGAGGACAUCGCCAGCGCCGCCCUGUCUGCCAACGCUGUCACUCAGAUAACCAAGGUAUUCGAUCAGUAUUUGAACUUCAUCACCCUGGAGGAUGACAUGUUUAUCCUGGCCAAUCAGAACAAGGAGAUGAUCUCCUACCACGCUAUUAACAAGCCGGACAUCAUGGACACAGACAUGGAGAUUAUCAUGGACACGAUAGUGGACAGCCUCUUCUGUUUCUUUGUGACACUAGGUGCGGUGCCGAUCAUUCGAUGCCCACGAGGAAAUGCCGCAGAAAUGGUAGCCGUGAAACUAGAUAAGAAGCUGAGGGAGAAUCUGCGAGAUGCAAGAAACAGCCUUUUCACCGGAGACAAUAUGGGCUCCGGCCAGUUCAGUUUCCAGAGGCCCUUGUUUGUGCUGGUAGAUCGUAACCUGGACUUGGCCACGCCGCUUCAUCACACGUGGACGUACCAGGCCCUCAUCCACGACGUGCUGGAUUUCCACCUGAACAGAGUGAACAUCGAGGAGGCAUCGGGGCCUGAGGCGUCCCCCGCAGGUGCCCGACCAAAAAAGAAGAACAAGAACAGCUACGACCUCACUGCAGCCGACAAGUUCUGGCAGAAACACAAGGGCAGUCCUUUCCCGGAGGUGGCAGAAUCGGUGCAGGAGGAGAUCGGGACAUACAAGGCACAGGAGGACGAGGUCCAUCGCCUGAAAAGCAUCAUGGGUCUGGAGGGAGAGGAUGAGGGAGCCAUCAGCAUGCUGUCUGAUAACACGGCCAAGCUCACCUCCGCCAUGAGUUCCCUCCCCGAGCUCCUGGAGAAGAAGAGAUUAAUUGAUCUUCACACCAACGUUGCCACAGCAGUGCUUGACCACAUCAAGACGCGCAAGCUGGACGUCUACUUUGAGUACGAAGAGAAGCUGAUGAGCAAGCAAACACUGGACAAGUCCCUACUGGACAUCAUCAGCGACCCUGACGCGGGGACGCCGGAGGACAAGAUGAGGCUCUUCCUGAUCUUCUACAUCACCGCACCAGUACCACCCUCAGAGGCGGACGUGGAGCAGUACAAGAAGGCCCUGCUGGAUGCCGGCUGUGACCUCUCACCCCUCAACUACAUCAAACAGUGGAAGGCUUUCACCAAGAUUGCAGCCACACCAGCUAACUAUGGCAACAGUGGAGUGAACAGUCUUUUCUCUCGUGUGAUGAACACAGGCUCCCAGUUUGUGAUGGAAGGAGUGAAGAACCUGGUGCUGAAACAGCAUAAUCUUCCGGUCACUCGAAUCCUGGACAACCUCAUGGAGAUGAAGUCAAACCCAGACACGGAUGACUACCGAUACUUUGACCCCAAGAUGCUGAGAGGCAGCGAAAGUUCCAUUCCAAGAAACAAGAACCCAUUUCAGGAGGCCAUUGUCUUUGUGGUGGGCGGCGGUAACUACAUUGAGUAUCAAAACCUCGUGGACUACACAAAGGCCAAACAAGGCAAGCGGGUCUUCUAUGGCUGCAGUGAGCUCUUCAAUGCUCCUCAAUUCCUCAAGCAGCUGUCUCAGCUUGGACAGAAAUGAUAACCGACUGUGAUUGGAAGAUCCCCACUCUCCUCUUCAACUCCUCCUCUUCCUCCUGCUCUUUUCUUUCUACUUACAGCAACCCAAUCAGUAUCUUGCAGGGCUGGCCUGGGGGAGAAAUAUGACCCGGGCACUUCUGGCUUAAAGAGGGCCCCUCAUAAUUAGCAGCGUGGAACUUACUCACUGGUGGGCCCUGUACCCUCGUGGGCCCCUAUUUUCAGAAAUGUAAAAAAAAAAUAAUUAGAAUAAUAAUUUCUGAAAAUAGGGGCCCACGAGGGUGCAGGGCCCACCAGUGAGUAAGUUCCACGCUGCUCGUGGGCCCCUAUUUUCAGAAAUGUGGAAAAAAAAUAAUAAUUAGAAUAAUAAUUUCUGAAAAUAGGGGCCCACGAAGGUGCAGGGGCCACCAGGAAAUGCCCGCUAUGUCAGAUGGGCAGCCCAGCCCUGGGAUCUUGGUGAUCUGACCCAGCCCAGCAGCUCCUCACAUGUAUCUCUCAACUCUCAUAUUCCAUGUAUUUUAUAAUGUUUACGAUACUGUAAUGUUUUUUUGUCUUACUCAGAUGCUACACUCUAACAAUAAAUAAAUAAAGAUUAACAACUAAAAGUGA
Engraulis encrasicolus (European anchovy) is the source of this 2559-nucleotide messenger RNA. RefSeq names its product sec1 family domain containing 1 (gene scfd1). The record is from RefSeq and is a predicted model, not a curated record. The coding region runs from base 62 to 1954 and encodes 630 amino acids. Gene Ontology annotation, cellular component: cytosol; Golgi membrane. Gene Ontology annotation, biological process: endoplasmic reticulum to Golgi vesicle-mediated transport; intracellular protein transport. Gene Ontology annotation, molecular function: syntaxin binding. The transcript is spliced from 25 exons. Lineage: Eukaryota; Metazoa; Chordata; Actinopteri; Clupeiformes; Engraulidae.